AUGGCCUCUGCUCUAGUCAUCGAAAACCAGCUUAGACAAAGCUCCUCAUCAUCAUCAUCCCUCCUGACCAUCGACACGCCCGUUCGACAACUGCUUCCUUCCUUCGGUUUGCCUGAGAGAGACUGGAACGACGGCGGCAGCGAGAUCACACUGCGUAUGCUUGCCAGCCAUACUGCGGGCAUACCAAGGGAAAGCUACAGUACUGGUUUCAACAUGAUUCUUAGUACCGGAAAAGCAGAUACACCGACCAUUGGAGCCGCAUGGGCGGGUGAGACUGCCCAAGAUGUGAUUGAUGGGAUAGCGAUGAAGAACCUGAUGUUUGCACCAGGACAGAGGGCAGCUUAUUCGAAUGCAGGCUUGGGUAUUCUAGGUGCUGCUGUAGCGACAUACUACAACAACAUCACUUCCUCGUCUCUCAGCUGGUCUGAGCUGACAUCGCAGAAACUUCUUCAGCGAUUGAACAUGACCCAUAGCUUCUUUGGUACUGUGCCGCAGGAUCUUAUCCCAGACAUAACCGUACCGGGCGGUGACAGCUGGGUCGAUUUGAUCGUAGGCGAAGGCUACGAUCCAGCGGCCGGCAUGUGGAGCUCUGCAAACGAUCUCGCCCGGUAUAUGCACGGUCUAUGGCUCACGCCUGACCCUACGCUCAUCACGCCCUUCCAGCGUCGUCAGGUUAUGAAGCCAAGUGUCAUACUUGCAGACGGCAAACAGCAGAGCGGCCCAGGCUGGGAGAUUGAGAUCUUGAACUUACCGACAAGUGAGAAUGCUAGUCUGGCGGAAGACAGUAUGAAGACAUAUAGCAUCUUUGGCAAGUCCGGCGAUGGAGGAGGCUGGCAUAGCUGGAUUGACGCCAUACCAAAUCUCGGGUACGGCAUAAUCGUGCUCGUGCAAGGAUCUGGCCUGGCCGACUACGCAGGUAUCUCGACGAGUACUGUCAGAGAUACAGUACAUGCUAUUCUUGCGCCUGCUUUCGCAGAAGCAUUGAGUACAAGAACAAAGGAACGAUUUGCAGGGUUCUACAGCGCUGGUGAAGACACUGGACUCAUUGCUGAUGAAGUCGCCACCACGCUCUCGAACUCCUCAACGUACGCCAACUUGGAGACCCAAGACCAGAUUUUGUAUAUUCGCUCGCUCAUGGUGAACGGUUCAUCCGCGCUCGAAGCAAUAGAUCGCCUGUCUUGGACCGCGGAUGCCCAGCCACGCUACUUCUCUACACCGGAAGGGGUUGUCUUGGAGCCGGCGGAGGGUGUAGGCGAGACAGAUGAAUUUGGACCUGGAGCGCAGGUUUGGAGGAUGAUCUUUCCAGGAUUGGCAUCGUGCGAUUGGUUCGACUUCGACGGCUAUCAUGACAGCAAUGGAUGGCCUGUGAGCAAGGUUGUCCUAAUUGAGAAUGAGGAAGGGGUCGAGCUGCACUACCCACCAUUCGACAUUACUCUCGAAUGCGACAUCAAAACUACACGCCUGGCUACCGACUGCAUCAAUUCAGCUGCCCGGGGUGAUUCUCGGGUAAACAUGCACGCUGCUCCUGCACAAGCUCGCGCUAUCAUCAAUGCCUUCCACAACAAGGUAGCUGAAACCGAAAGGCAACAGCGUGAGCUGCAGAUCCAAGAGAGUGAUCAACACUUCCACGACAUGUACAGUCCAUGCAACCCAUCAUCGACGUUCCAUGACCUACGGUGUGGCCACAGGAUCCAAACAGAGUAUACCGCAAGCUGUGGUGUGACCUGUGCGCGACCGAUGCAAGGCCAGCCGUUCGUCUGCCCGGCUUGCCUGAUCGAUGUAGUACGUGCGGAAGUAGCUCUCGACAGUCUCACUCUUGGCUCCGGUGAUGACGCCGCAAUGGACAGCACCGGGCUAGUUGAAGAGGACAGGAUACAACACUUCGCCAACAAGUACGUCGCAGCAAUGCUGAAGAAGGGUUAUCGCGCAUGUAAGGCAGUGCUCAAGAUUGAUGAACCUCGCAUGCAAUUUUUCGAUCAAUUCAUGCGACAGGACGGGUUUGGAGGCGUGGAGGAUGAGCCUGCAGACGGGAUGACUACGAAGCCACGGAAGCGUCCUGGUGCGGGUGGUGGCCGUAGACAGCCUGCCAAGCUGCAUGCAAUACAUCGAAAGAAGCCUGGGACGUGGGAUUAUCGUGAUCCGACAGGAAGCGAACCAGUUUUGGCAGAAGCUGCGCGCGAAGAUCCAGGUGAUUACAAUAACGAGGAUAUGGAAGGCGGUAAGGGGAUGACAGACGAUGCUGUGGAGGUGGCGCAUUCGGGACAGUCCGCUGAUGCAUGUGUCGAUCUUGUUCCGCAGUCAGAAGCAGCCGAGGCUGUACUAAAGGCCAUGGAAGCAUUUGCUAGGCUUUCCACGUGGUGA
Alternaria infectoria is the source of this 2361-nucleotide messenger RNA. RefSeq lists its product as uncharacterized. The record is from RefSeq and is a predicted model, not a curated record. The coding region runs from base 1 to 2361 and encodes 786 amino acids. The transcript has 4 exons. NCBI's taxonomy places the organism in Eukaryota, Fungi, Ascomycota, Dothideomycetes, Pleosporales, Pleosporaceae.